Messenger RNA from Terrapene triunguis (Three-toed box turtle), 1279 nucleotides. It is a transcript of the gene GDE1, whose product is annotated as glycerophosphodiester phosphodiesterase 1. Lineage: Eukaryota; Metazoa; Chordata; Testudines; Emydidae. Gene Ontology annotation, molecular function: phosphoric diester hydrolase activity. Gene Ontology annotation, biological process: lipid metabolic process. The transcript has 6 exons. The coding region runs from base 27 to 998 and encodes 323 amino acids. The record is from RefSeq and is a predicted model, not a curated record.
UUCCCCCGUUACCCCCCCCCGCCGCAAUGCUGCUGGGCGCCUUCACGACGCUGCUGGGGGCGCUGCUGGUGCUGAGCCGCAGCCCGAUGUUCUCCUGCCUGCUCACGGGCGGCCUCUACCUGGCGCUGCGGCUCUUCAGCCUGGAGCCGGUCUCCCUGCAGCGGGCCCAGCACAUUGUGCAGCCCCGCGGCUCCGCCGCCCGCAUCGCCCACCGCGGCGGCGGGCACGACGCGCCCGAGAACACGCUGGCGGCCAUCAGACAGGCCGCUGAGAAUGGAGCCACAGGCGUGGAGCUGGACCUUGAAUUCACUGCAGAUGGCAUUCCCAUUCUAAUGCAUGAUGAUACAGUAGAAAGGACAACUGAUGGGUCUGGGAGUUUACGUGAUUUUACGUUUGAAGAAAUUAGGAAGCUUAAUCCAUCUGCAAAACAUAGACUAUGGAGAGAUUUCCGGGGUGAAAAAGUACCAACUUUGAAAGAAGCCGUUAUGGAAUGUAUGCAUUAUAACCUCAUAAUCUACUUCGAUGUCAAAGGCCAUGCAAAUCAGGCCGUUGAUGCCCUAAAACUCCUCUAUCUGGAAUAUCCUCGUUUGUACAACAGUAGCAUUGUCUGCUCUUUCAUACCAGAGAUUGUCUAUAAGAUGAGGCAAUCUGACCGGAAUGUUGUUACAGCAUUAACACACAGGCCCUGGAGCCUUAGUCAUUUUGGAGAUGGGAAGCCUCGUUUUGAUUGCUUUUGGAAGCACUAUGGGUAUAUGAUGAUGGACAUCAUUAUGGACUGGAGCCUGCACAACUUCUUGUGGUAUCUGUGUGGGGUUUCAGCUUUCCUCAUGCAGAAAAAUUACAUUUCACAAGAGUAUGUGAGGCAGUGGUCUUCACGAGGAGUUCAAGUGGUUGGCUGGACAGUGAACACAGUUACAGAAAAAAUGUACUAUGAGACCAUCCUUGAGACCAGCUACAUCACAGACAGCUUGGUGGAGGACUGUGAUCCUCACUAUUAGACUUACACUGUAUGGGACUCUGAAAUAUGCCAUCCUGGUUCAUGCAGAUCUGAGUUCAGCACCAGAGGGUCCAAAGAUGCAGAAUGAGGCUGCAUACAUAAGUUGGGUUUUUUGCUUGUACUGUAUGAUGGGAUCUUAAAUCACAGCAAACCCCUCAGUCACACUACUAGGCUGAGCCACAAUCAGCAUUAGUGCUGGGGAGAAAUGUUGCGUGCGUCUGCUAUCAGAAAUUGCUGUAUGGUCUAAAAAGAUCAGUUUUGAUCAACUGAUCUGGUAACUAG